UACCAAAAAAAAAAAAAAAAAAUCUGCAAGUCUUUCUUUGUUUUCUCUAGUUAGAGAACGUUUAUAUUUUUUUUGCUCUGCUUUUCCAUUUUUCUUUUCUAUAUUUCUCCAAGCAAGAACUAUACAAUGGAAGACGACGCCAUUCUCUCCGGAAACAUAGAAAUGCCUGAUCCUUUGUCUUGGAUGCUACCUAGUCCUGAAACACCACCACCAUCACCUUCCUUACCACCACUACCGCCACCGCCACCUUCCUCACCACCACCACCUUCCUCACCACCACCACCAGCAUCACCACCUUCGUUAUUACCACCACCACCACCACCACCACCACCCCACCAAGUGUCCCAGGGGACUCGUCGCAGACGUGCAUCAUCUAGAAUGAUGAGCAAGCAAGACGUAAAAAUUUACGUGUACAGUUCAACUGAGUGGCGUGUCGAUGAGAAGACUCGUGCACAGGGAAAAUAUAAGGGUAGAAGAGAAACCUUCUACUACAACUACACAAUUCAGAAACAGUUCCGUUCCCUGGAAGAAGUUGCUGAAUAUAUUGAAACAGGGUCAAUUCCAAAUUGUCAGACGAAAAAAGUGAGGCAGGCCCGGCCAGCUUCAUGAAGAAGAAGUGUCUUUCUAUUUAUUAGAACUAUUAAUUAAGCUUAUGUUUUUUCGUUCUAUUUCCUCUAUGUGGCAAUCUAAGCCCUAGGAUUAGAGGGAAUGGUUGAGAUCAUCUUGAUGCUUUCAAGGAUUGUAAGGCUAUAAAAAUGGUGUGAAUUCUCAUUGUAAAAAAUUAAAUUUGAUGAGUGAAAUUGAGUUGCUCUAUAGAGUACUUAUGAGAACCAA
This is a messenger RNA of Macadamia integrifolia, 834 nucleotides long. Its product is annotated as formin-like protein 3. NCBI's taxonomy places the organism in Eukaryota, Viridiplantae, Streptophyta, Magnoliopsida, Proteales, Proteaceae. The coding region runs from base 127 to 609 and encodes 160 amino acids. The record is from RefSeq and is a predicted model, not a curated record. Gene Ontology annotation, molecular function: DNA binding. The transcript has 2 exons.